AACUACUCGAAUUUAGUUACCAAAAGUACGCGAAAUUACUUAAAACCGGCUGAUAAUACUUUUGUACUACUCACAGAAUCAUUUUGGGGAGAAAAAUAAAGUGAGCCGAUUACCAGCCUUAUGCGGACGCGUUCUUUCAAUAAUCUACCUUUUCCAGGUCAACAUCAAUACCCAACAAGCGCUUAUGUAGAAGAAAAGCAGAAGGAAGAAAGUCAUUGUGAUAACAUGGUAUAAUAUUAGCUCCAAAAAAUAACUAGUGUUUAUCGAGUAGCUAUAUCGUAAAAGUAUAAACUGGACUUGUAAUAGCAGUUUAGUAAUUUGGCUCAUUUACUUCUUAAAACUGCAAAAUUUCUCUUUUAAUUACAGGAACAGCGUUAUUCUUCAGUCAUAAAAGGUGGUGCAAAAGCAAGAGCUAGAAAUAAGACGUAUACUAUCGAUGCAAUUGAGAAGAAAGAGAAUAAUAAACAGAAAGCAAAGGAAAGGAGGAAAAGUAUACUGACUGAUGAUGGAGUAAACCCAAUGAAAGUAUCAGUUAUUGAAAGAGAAAACCAAAAAUCAUUCAGAAGGGAACAAUUAUUAUCAUUCCUUCGUAAUUGGUCAGCAUUCGAUGAAGAACGAGGUGCACGUACAAUUAGAGAACAUAUGCAAAUACUGGCUAGUGGUGCGAAGUCAAAUUCAUUGAAUUAUGGUUAUGUUGGAAAGCCCUUAUAUGAAGGUUCUUUUGAUUACAAGAACAUCGUGGUGGAUUUGUUACAUAUGAAGUUUAGAAUCUGCGACAUUCUUUUAAAACACGCAAUGAAAGCUGCAUGUGAACUUAAAAAGGAUCCUGAUAAUAAAACAGCAAUCACAAUUGAUGCAGCUGAGACACAAUUAACAAAUGCAUAUACAUUUUUUACGGAGUUUGCCAAAGAAACAAAGGUAUGUUUGAUCUUACAGCAAAGACGGAACGUUUCUCCUUUGCAUGUGUUUUACUUAACGGGCGAGGCAAAAGUUCUGCAUUAAUUUUGUUUUCAUAUGGAGUCGGAAUAGAUUUGGCUGGACUUUUUAUGCAGACUAGUUGAAGAAAAAUCUCUUUUGCAAGUUACUUAUAAGCAUAAGGACAUGACUAAUUCGAAAAUAUCUCUGCUCAGGUCUUUUCCGUUACCGAGAUAAGAGACAUUAUUUCCUAAAAACUGACUCUU
Molecule: messenger RNA, 1181 nt
Organism: Didymodactylos carnosus
Lineage: Eukaryota; Metazoa; Rotifera; Eurotatoria; Philodinida; Philodinidae
Source: the annotation of a GenBank genome assembly